Periconia digitata is the source of this 1534-nucleotide messenger RNA. Lineage: Eukaryota; Fungi; Ascomycota; Dothideomycetes; Pleosporales; Periconiaceae. The record is from the annotation of a GenBank genome assembly.
ACUCUCUCUUGCAUCGUCCUUCAUUCGGCUGGAGCUCGACCAAAGCCAUUCACACCCUCUCCACCUCAAAGCCCGGCAUCAUACCUCCAGUAUGACAGACUCGCCUGCUGUACGAAUCCCGCUCGAUCCGACGGAGCAGCCUAUCCUUGAUACGCUGCUGUCUAUCCGGACAAAACUCGAACUGCUCAAACAAGACCGAUCGACCUACGUCAAGAGCCAGGAUGUCAUCGAACUUUAUGAUCAGGUGAUUGCACAGGUCGAGCUGCUAAAUCAGAUACGAACGACCAAACGUCUCGAGCAGAAUAGAGUGGAUACGGUUCUCGAUGACUGCUUCCAACUCAUCUCCUUGGCGUACAUGACCAUUGGAAAAACCCAUGAAGCUCCAGCAGUAUAUGCGUUUAUAUCUACUGUCAAACGCUUACUAGAUCAUAUCGAGGAAGCUCAUUUCUACUCUGCAAAGGAUCUCGAAUCGAUAGGGACACAGCUUAAGAAUGCGAGAGGUUACCUUGAUAAGGGCAAGGAGUCUUAUAGCCCCCAUCUCUUGACUCUUCUCGACGCACGUAUCCAAGUAUGCGAGGAGACACUUGCUAGGCUUGAACUAGCGCAGUCACAUCUUACAGAAGAACUCCGGCCAAAAUACGAUAAAUUAGUCUCCAUUCUGCGGUCGCUUGCUGGCUGCAACACUCGGUCCAAAUUUCCCCACGACGAAGUAAACGAGUACCUCGAACAACUUAAAGGGCUUGCGGAAGAGCUCAGCCCUUACGGAAUCCAUGCUUUCGAAAGUACUGGCUCGAAAGAAGACAAGCUGGCAGAGAUGAUGGAAAAGGUUCAGUUCACUAUGGCUCACCCAGAGGCGGCGCCCGAAGCCAAGGAAAUCAUCGAAACCCUACUUCGACGCAAUUUCAUAUGGGUCAAUUUGAUCAAAGAGAAGCAAGGAAGAAUCGCGCCAGCUUUCAAAGAGGUCUAUGACAAACUAUUGGGUAUUCGCAACAAACUGGAAAAACUGAGUCUAACGCAAGCCUGGUCACUACGGGAGACAGAUCUUUGGAACUACCAGCGACAACUCGAUCGAAUCGAUGAAUCGCGGGUAGACGGACAGUUCAUUGAUGCCGUGGGAAGGCCAUCUGAGAUCUACGAACAGAGGACGCUAUUGUAUCUGCUGCGCAAAAGUUACGCACUCAUAUAUCACCUUAUUGUAUCCUCCGAGCCGGUUUCAGAGGCUCUGUUGCCUAUAUACAACCAGCUUACAACGCUUCGCAAAUGUCUCUUGGAGGUCAAGAAGCUAGGAGGAGUAUCAUCUCCCCGUGAGCUGUACCCCUACAGCAUGAAGCUCAACUCCAUCGACAACAUGCGGGUUGAUGGAAAAUUCAUGAUCGGGAAUGAAAUACCCGAAGGCCAGGGCAGCGUCACACAGUUGCUCUCAGAGUGCUUUGAGCUCGCGUAUGAGCUUCGCAAUGAUGCAGAGGACAGCAGUUCGACCGAUCAAACACCAGCGAGCGAAAGCGGACCUGAACUAGAACCCGUCGCCACAUGA